Necator americanus (New World hookworm) is the source of this 483-nucleotide messenger RNA. RefSeq lists its product as uncharacterized. The transcript is spliced from 5 exons. Bases 1 to 483 code for a protein of 160 amino acids. The record is from RefSeq and is a predicted model, not a curated record. NCBI's taxonomy places the organism in Eukaryota, Metazoa, Nematoda, Chromadorea, Rhabditida, Ancylostomatidae.
AUGACUGGAGGUAGGGCAGUAUGGGUAGUUCGGCAUGCAGAAAGAGAAGAUAACAUUAACGAGGACUGGAGAAAACUGCCCUCCGCUCGCGUCUUAACUUUCGCUAACAGCAUGCUUAGUAAGCGAGGACGUGAGCAAGCUAAGGAGUGUGCUGCUAGGUUUCGGGAUGUCAACAUAACGAACGUGUUUGCUUCUCCUUUCGAUAGAACCAUUGAAGCCGCUUCAAUAAUAGUUGCGGACAAGAAACUGUUGAUUAAGCCGGAACCGGGGCUAUGUGAUUUGUUAUUUUAUAGCGAUGGAACCCCUGGAUUUUGGGUAUCAGAAAAGCUCAAAGAAAAAUAUCCACUCGAUGACACUAAAUACGUCCCCGUUUUUACUAAGGAAUUUAUUCUUCAUAGUUCUGGUAAUGAAACUACUGCCCUUUUUGAGCCAAUCUUGAAGAUGGGCGACUUAGCAUUUUUUGCUGCUCUGACUGAUGCUUGA